AUAUCUGGUGGUCAAUUUCAAUUCUUUUCAAGCUAGUAUCAUCUAUCACACCCUCAUUUUUGUGUUCUACCAACAUGGCAUCUCCAAGAAUCAUCAGGUUUCCAGGUGAUGGUUUCAAUAACUUUAACGGCAUGCAACAUGAUGAAGACGCGGCACUCAGCAAGUUUGAAGAUAUAUUGGAUAAGAUGGCUACUAUGUAUACUGUUAGUUCCUCUGAAAAAUGGAUUUCGGCAACAAUCACCGCAACAAUCAUUAUUUGUUCAAUCAGCUUAACUGUGGCUGUAGUCAAGUGUUUGAUGAAGAAAGAACAUAUAAAUAUUCCAGUGACGUACAUACCUGUAGCCACCAGUGAUAGCAGCAAGGUUUCACCAAUUUCAGACCAGAAUAUUACAGUGAGCAUACCACCAGUUCAACCAGUGGUUUCAUUCUCACAAUUCCUAGAAGAGACCAUGGAGAGAUUUCUUCAAGACAUUGCAAGAGAAAGGCCCAUAAGGUUCUCACAUCAAGAUAUCAAUGCACUCACUGGGAAUUUUUCAUCUUUUUUGGGUUCAGGUGGCUAUGGAGAAGUUUACAAAGGGACAUUUCCAAAUGGAGUUACGAUUGCAGUCAAAGUGCUUAAAGAUAAGCUGUCGGACAAGAAAGUUCAAGAGCAAUUCAUGGCGGAGGUUGGAACCCUAGGAAGAACACACCACGUAAAUCUAGUGAAACUCUAUGGAUUUUGUUUUGAUCCUGCUAUGAAAGCACUUGUUUACGAGUUUAUGGAAAAUGGAUCCCUUGAUAAACUACUUUUUGAUAAGAACAAGCUGAUUAAAUGGGAAAAAUUGCUCCAAAUCGCCAUUGGGAUAGCGAAAGGUUUAGCAUACUUGCAUGAGGACUGCCAACAGAAGAUAAUUCACUAUGACAUAAAACCCGGGAAUGUAUUACUAGAUUCAAAGCUAAACCCAAAGGUUGCAGAUUUCGGGCUAGCUAGGCUAUGUAACACAGAAAGCAAUGCAAGUGUUAGAUUCGUAACUAGAGAAGUCGGGACACUUGCAUAUACAGCACCUGAGUUGCACAAGGAGUUUAGCCCCGUGACCAAUAAGUGUGAUGUUUAUAGUUUUGGUUUGCUCUUACUGGAGAUUAUUGGGAGAAGGAGAAACUACAUCCCUGAUACAAGCAACAAUAUCAAGGAGUUGCUUAUUAAUUGGGCCUGGAAAAUGUAUCUAAAGGGUAAACUUUCCGAAUUUUUCACAAGGUGUGGGAUAGAAGACGAAAGCAAAGAAGAAGCAGAGAGAAUGUUACUUGUUGUUUUCUUAUGUGUUCAUCACGAUCCAAAUGAAAGACCAACUAUGAGCAAUGUUGUGAAGAUGUUGGAGGGAGAAAAGGAGAUUGACCCUCCUUCAAAUCCUUUCGACUAUGACGAAUCAACAGCUGAAACCAGUGGUGUAACCGGUAAGCAUAGCAAAGAGAUUUCCAACACAACAUCAAAUAAAAAAGUUGCUGGCUCCUACACCAAGAUUUCAAAGAAAUCACCUGAGAUAGAAUUAAUUACUUAGUUAAUCAGCCCAAAACAGAUUGUGCUAAGUUUAAUACAUAUAUUACGUAUAUUCCGUUUCUUCCUUUUAACGUCUGUAUUCUCCAUUGUCGCUUCUCUGUGAUCUCGAUGUAAAUUGUUUUCAAGCUUUAUGAUAUACUGUCUGAUACAGUAAUCUAUUCCUGAGUUUUGCUUUCAAUGAAAUAUGGUUUCUGUA
Molecule: messenger RNA, 1730 nt
Organism: Erigeron canadensis
Lineage: Eukaryota; Viridiplantae; Streptophyta; Magnoliopsida; Asterales; Asteraceae
Product: rust resistance kinase Lr10-like
Exons: 2
Coding region: 75-1535 (486 amino acids)
Biological process (GO): protein phosphorylation
Molecular function (GO): protein kinase activity; ATP binding
Source: RefSeq, a predicted model, not a curated record